Molecule: messenger RNA, 1185 nt
Organism: Leptinotarsa decemlineata (Colorado potato beetle)
Lineage: Eukaryota; Metazoa; Arthropoda; Insecta; Coleoptera; Chrysomelidae
Gene: rho-7
Product: rhomboid family intramembrane serine protease rho-7
Cellular component (GO): membrane
Molecular function (GO): serine-type endopeptidase activity
Source: RefSeq, a predicted model, not a curated record
ACGUAAAUAAUGAAUACCUAGUAAAAUUAAAAUUAAUUCAUUUCUACUUUUUAAUAUAUGUUAAAAAUAAAUGAAAUUAUUAAAGAAUGGUUUUGAGUCGCAUGUUUAAAGUUUCAGAAAUAUGCCUGAAGGAAAAUGUAUUUCUCCGUAAAUCGUUUUUCCAGCCAGAUACAUCAAGAACUACGAGAUGUUUUAGAAAAGGCAGGAUACACAAAGAGAAACCAAAUGUAAACCCAGAAAGUCUAGCAACACCAUUUACAAAUGUAGGUGCUGACUGUGGAAAUCUUCAGGCAGGAAAUCUAGUCAAACCUUUUCUAUUCACAGUCGCAUUUUCAGGAUCUUGCUAUCUCGGCGCCGCGAUAUGGGAGUACGAAAAUAUGAGGUCGCACGCUGUCAGCAUGCUCAGAAAACCGAUGAAGUUUUUCAAGAGACAAGCUGAUUAUGGCGUACAGGCAUCAAAUUUCAUAACGAAAGAAGUGAAAGCCUGGUGGAACCGGCUCACGCCCGGAGAACGAGUUUUCGUGCCGAUUUGUGCCCUCAACAUUCUAGUAUUCGCAGCUUGGAGGAUCCCCAGAUUCCAACCUGUCAUGAUGGAAUAUUUUUGCUCCAAUCCUGCCAGCCGGAGCGUCUGCUUGCCGAUGCUGUUGUCUACCUUCAGUCACUAUUCUGGGUUACAUCUGUUGGCAAACAUGUAUGUCCUUCACAGUUUUAGUACCGGCGCUGUACAUAGUUUAGGAAUGGAGCAGUUUUUAGCGUUGUAUCUGAGUGCUGGUGUUAUCUCCAGUUUCACGAGCUAUCUCUAUAAGAUCGUUACAAAACAGCCUGGAUUAUCGUUGGGAGCUUCGGGAGCUAUCAUGGCCAUUUUGGGAUACGUAUGCACCCAGUACCCCGACACUCGCCUGGGUAUAAUAUUCCUACCGAUCUUCACCUUCUCAGCAGGAGCAGCAAUAAAAUUCAUUAUCGGACUCGACACGGCCGGUGUCCUGUUGGGGUGGAAAUUUUUUGAUCACGCCGCCCAUUUGGGGGGAGCAGCUUGUGGAAUAUUUUGGGCUAUGUGGGGCAACCAGCAUCUUUGGCAGAAGCGUGAGCCUGUGCUACGCUACUGGCACGACAUCAGAGGGGCCAUCAAAUGAUUCGAAACUAAUUUCCAGUGACUUAUAUCCAAUUAUAGAUUAAUGAAGUCUA